Clonostachys byssicola is the source of this 666-nucleotide messenger RNA. The record is from the annotation of a GenBank genome assembly. NCBI's taxonomy places the organism in Eukaryota, Fungi, Ascomycota, Sordariomycetes, Hypocreales, Bionectriaceae.
AUGGUCCUGAAAGACCAAGAAUCUGUCCUUGGAGACAUGAACAAGUCUCUGAGGGAAAUAGCGGGAGACGGCAAGAAGUCUCCGGCUGUAGAAACCAGGAUUCUAGACAAUCACCUUCUUCGGAUCACGAGAAUGGAAGAAGCGGCGAAGAAGGCCAACACAUCAAUUCACAGGUUAAUGGACCUCAAGCAAAAGCAAGCCAGUCUAGCAGAGUCAUGGUAUGCCCGAGCAGCUGCUAGAGACACAGCCAGACAGGGCAAGACAGUCAUUGUGUUUACAGUGGUAACUAUACUCUUUUUGCCAGUUUCUUUCAUCACCUCAGUCUUCACCAUCGAGGCAACCGUAUUUCCUCGAGACCAGGACGGCAAAAUUCCGUUCGAAUACGCUAUGAAAUGCAUCAUGGGCAUUGGACUUGGCUUGUCCUUGCCUUUAAUCAUCAUUGCAUUCAAUGUUGAUAGAAUAGCAGACCUUUUUAACAAUUUUAGAAGGGAAAGUAGUAUACCAUGGAAGAAACUCACGACUGUGACUGUCCUGAUAGCCGUGACGGUCAUGCUCAGUCUCAUCAUUCUUGUGGCCUUGAUUGCCAAAGGCAUUUGGAACAUGUUUAUCUCACUUAAAGAGCAUUCCACCGUCGCAAGCAUAAGUUCUGGCUACAAUAGCUUCUAG